AUGUUCAAUGAAUAUUUUGUUUCCAUCUUCUCCUCUGACUCGGACGUCGCCUAUGAACAUGGUGAUCGUCUGCAUAACGUAGAGUUUGAGAAUAUCACAUUAUCGGAGGAAGAAGUACUAGCUGUGAUAAUGAAUUUAGACCAUAAUAAAGCACACGGCCCAGAUAAUAUUCCAGCGCGCCUACUGAAAGAGACAGCCGCGCAGAUUGCACCAUCUCUCUGUUCUCUUUUCAACAAGUCUUUACGUAUUGGCGUUGUGCCUGACGAUUGGAAACUCGCUAACGUGGUCCCUGUUUACAAACACGGAGAAAAAGCGGAGGUAGAAAAUUACCGACCAAUUUCACUACUGUCCCUUAUCUCAAAAACCCUCGAACGUUGUGUAUUUAACAACAUCAAACAUCAUGCUUAUGAUCAGAUAAACCCUUGCCAAAACGGUUUUGUGCCGAAAAAAUCCUGCAUCACCCAACUCAUCGAAGUCCUUGAUCACAUUGGCCGUGACUUAGAUCGUGGUAAACAAAUUGACGUAAUUUAUUUAGACAUGUCAAAGGCCUUUGAUAAA
Molecule: messenger RNA, 558 nt
Organism: Paramuricea clavata
Lineage: Eukaryota; Metazoa; Cnidaria; Anthozoa; Malacalcyonacea; Plexauridae
Source: the annotation of a GenBank genome assembly